Molecule: messenger RNA, 2396 nt
Organism: Dermacentor silvarum
Lineage: Eukaryota; Metazoa; Arthropoda; Arachnida; Ixodida; Ixodidae
Product: acetyl-coenzyme A transporter 1-like
Cellular component (GO): membrane
Molecular function (GO): acetyl-CoA transmembrane transporter activity
Source: RefSeq, a predicted model, not a curated record
AAAAAUUUAAUUUGUCUUAUCCAGCAGGGUUUCGGAACGCAGCGCCACUUGGCGGUGGAGUGAAGCGACAGGGACACGUAUGUGUAAGCUUCGGCGGGAUCGUCUGCUUCGAUCAUUUCACACGUGGAAUUUGAAUGAAUGACACAAGAUAGCCCAAACAGGAGGUGAAAGCCCACCAUGUGAUGUGAAACGAAGAUGCGCAAACGUCCCAUCAGCGAGCAUCAAGAUUCAGUCGGAGACGGCACCCUGGCUCAAACCAAAGAUCCUUUGCUGAAGGAUGGCCGCGCAAGCGGGGACAGCCAUCACAACGACAAAGACCGCGUUGGUGGUGUGCGAGAAGAGUGGCGUAGCAUUGCACUCCUGCUGUUCCUGUACUUGCUUCAAGGCAUCCCACUGGGCCUUGGUUCAGCUGUGCCACUGCUGCUUCAGAACAGGCGCAUCAGCUACAAGGAACAAGCCCUGUUCAGCUUGGUGACAUGGCCCUUCAGCGUGAAGCUCCUAUGGGCCCCCAUCGUAGACUCUCUGUACUCGAGCCGCUUUGGGCGGCGCAAGUCGUGGCUGGUGCCCACCCAGUACGCCAUUGGCCUGUCCUUCUUCUGGCUGUCGUCGCACGUGCGGUUCCUGCUGGGCGACGAGGAAGGCAGCAGCGAGACGCAGCCCAGCGUUCUCAUGCUGACGCUCAUCUUCCUGUCGCUAAACUUCCUGGCGGCUACUCAGGACAUUGCCGUCGACGGCUGGGCCCUCACAAUGCUCUCACGGAGGCACGUAGGCUACGCCUCCACAUGCAAUUCUGUGGGGCAAACUGCCGGAUACAUCUUGGGAAACGUGGUCUUCUUGGCUCUCGAGUCGGCAGACUUCUGCAACCGCUACCUGAGAUCCGUACCUCAUAAGGAUGGUAUCGUCACUCUUGAUGGGUUCCUGUAUUUCUGGGGCAUCCUGUUCAUGGUGACGACAACCCUGGUGGCCUUGCUGAAACAAGAACGAGAUGCAUCUACCACAGAUGAGGAUGGCCACUCUGAUCUGGGUAUCGCUCAGACAUACAAGAUGGCGCUGCGCAUCUUUCAGCUCCCCAGUAUCCGCACGCAAUGCAUUUUUCUGUUAACGUGCAAGGUGGGCUUUGCUGCAGCUGACAGUGUGACGGGGUUGAAGCUCCUAGAGGCUGGCUUACACAGGGAAAAUUUGGCUCUGCUGGCAAUCCCGUUGGUGCCCAUGCAGAUUAUGCUGCCAUUCAUGAUAAGCAAGCAUACAGCUGGCAAUAGACCACUAGACGUCUUUUUCAAGGCCUACCCUUACAGGUUGCUCCUUGGAAUGGCGUUCAUGGUUCUCAUCCACUGGACAUAUCAUGUCAAGAAUCCAGAUGGAACGUUCCCUAUCUACUACUACAUAGUUAUUGUGGUUGUCUACGCAGUGCACCAGGUGACUGUAUACAGCUGUUUUGUGUCCUUGAUGGCAUUCCAUGCAAGGGUGAGCGACCCCGCCAUUGGGGGAACUUACAUGACUCUCCUCAACACCAUCACUAACCUGGGGAGCAAUUGGCCUGCAACACUCUCACUGUGGAUGGUGGACAGUCUCACUUUCAAGCGAUGUGUUGGUGCCACUAAGGGAUGGCUACACUGUUCAUCCAAGGAAGACCAUGAUGCAUGUAGCAGUCAAAGGGGCAUCUGCAACACUACAUUAGAUGGCUACAACAUUGAGAUGGUGCUCUGCAUCAUGCUCGGUUUCCUGUGGCUCUUGUAUGCACGGCGGAAAGCACACUGGUUGCAGUCGCUGCCACAGUCUGCAUGGAAGUGCACUUGAUCAUGCUGCAGAUAUUAAGCCUACCACAAAUAUGCGCAAUGAAAAUUUCGAUUACAAGUUGUUGAGCUGGCUGCCACUUGUUUGAUCAUUCAUAUGAUGCGUGUGCACUCAUGCUCUGGCUUGUUGUACAAAGCCUCAGUUGUAGUCCCGUGCAAAAGCAGUCCAACAUUUUUCAGACAUGUCUGUACAAAGUUUAUUACAUACAGUGCUCUGUACAAGCAUGGUCACAUUGUUUGUUUCUUUAAAGCUUAACACAUGCCUUCGGGACUAAAUAAGUGUGUAAUGCUUUUCAUAUAUUGUUCCAUGCAAGAAAAAAAAAAAGGAGGGGGGAGGAGUGGAGGUGCACAUGGAGCAUACUUUUCAGCAUCGCCAUGGUCAUCAUGACAAAGAGUGCAAUUGCAGACGUGGUUAUGGAACUUUAUUUUUAAACAUAUUAUUCCUGAUAGAGCCACUAGCUGAUAAUAAUGUGAAUAGUUUUUUUUUUCUUCUAAACUUGACAGCACACUAAAACUCCUCGCACGUGCUUCAAAGAAUCUUCAAUAGCCAGAUAUGUUUGAUGACAGACAUAUUUAUUGAUGACAAUAAUAAUAAAAAAAUUU